Molecule: messenger RNA, 2064 nt
Organism: Salvia miltiorrhiza (redroot sage)
Lineage: Eukaryota; Viridiplantae; Streptophyta; Magnoliopsida; Lamiales; Lamiaceae
Exons: 2
Coding region: 1-2064 (687 amino acids)
Source: RefSeq, a predicted model, not a curated record
AUGCGAAUGUUGACCACCAAAUUUGAGAUUUUGAGAAUGCGCGAUGAUGAGACUUUCUCUGCAUACUAUGAAAAACUUUGUGAAAUCUCAAAUGAAGCUGUUGGACUUGGAGAACCUAUUAGCAACGAAAGAUUGGUCAGUAAAAUACUGAGAUCUCUGCCUGAAAGGUAUAACAUGAAAAUCUCUUCAAUUGAAGAAACUGCUGAUGUUGCUACUUUGCGUGUUGGGGAUCUGGUCAGUAAGUUGUUAACUUUUGAGAUGAAUCUCGAACAGCAGAAAGCUGAUCAUGUGUCCAAAAGUGUGGCUUUUCGUGUUGAAAAGAUUCCUGAAAACUCUGAAAUUACUAACUUGUCUGAGUGUACAGAUGUUGAUCCCGAGGAGGAAGAUGAUGUUAAUCUUGCUAUGUUGGUUAAAAAUUUUAACAACAUGCUGAAAUCCUUUAAAAAAGGAAAAUCCAAAAAUGGUUUUAGGAAACCUUCUGGGAUGUCUGCUGGAUCUUCAUCCAACAUCACCAAUGUUAAGAAGAAUGUUGGAACAACAUCUGAAGUACGAAGUGUUGAUCACAUUCAAUGCAGGGGCCGUCAAGGGAUGGGUCACUAUGCAAAUGAGUGUCCCACAGUUGCAAGAAAAAGGCAUUCUGGUCUUACUGCAACUCUUAGUGAUGACUCAGAUUCUGAGGAGGAAAAAGUUCUCCUUAUGGCUACAGUUGAUGAAGAGCAUUUGCAGGGAGAAGACAUGAUUGGAGCCCUUAAAAAUCUUGAUGAUGAAAUGAUUUUUUCAGAUUGUUCUUCUGAAUCAGGAACUCUAAGUGCUGAUGACAAUAUUUCCAGAUCCGACUGUGAUGUUGAUCUGAUUGAUGUGUCUGAUAAUAUGAAUGUUGAUGUUGAUGUUGCCAACACUGAUGUGAACAUCUCUUCUGAAAAUGAUCAGUUUGAUGUGAUUUUUAACAAUGAUGUUUUUGACAUGGAUACUGAUGUUCAGGAGAUUGAUGGGAUGAAGAUCCCCACUAACACAACGAACUGGUAUGAAAUGACUAUUCUUGAUGAUUUCAACUCGAGUAUACCGGAUUUCUAUUGUGUUGCAGCUUUGGAAGAACAGGAGAGUGAUCCACUGAAAGAGAUGGAGAAUUUUAAAGAGCUCUAUGAGGUUGUUGAUUCUCAAUGUCGGGAGUUGAGAAAUGACAUCUUUUGUGAUUCUGAAAGGGUGUUUAAACGGUUUAACAAAGGGACCUCAUGUUUAAAUGAAGUUCUAUCUCAUGGUCAGCAUAGUAAUUAUGGUAUUGGUUUCUGUGCUGAGGAGCAAAGAAAGCAACAUCGUAAUACUACUGUUUUUGUUAAAGAAAGAAAUGUCAGUGUGAAUGUUGACAACAUUAAGGAUCCUCAUAAGAAAAGCAAAAAGAAAAAAUCCUAUGUUUGUCAUUAUUGUUCUGCUCCUGGACAUAUCAAACCUCAUUGUGUCAAAUACAUAAGUGAUUGUGCUGUAAAAUCUGCGACACAGAUGUUUGACUGUUACCAGAAGAAUGUUAGUAACACUGGCAGGUUUGACUUUAGCAGAUUGUUGGAUAAGAGAGAACAGAAUGAAACCUGUAACACUGUUGUCUACACCUCCUUGAAUGCUAAUAUUUCUGAGAAUUGGUACUUUGACAAUGGGUGUUCUAGACAUAUGACAGGAACAAAGGCUUUACUCUCUGAUUUUGUUCCAACAUCUGGAGGAAAAGUCACGUUUGGAGGAGGUGCGAAAGGAACAAUUCUGGGGAAAGGAGUUCUCAAUGUUACUGAUUUUCCUAAAUUAAAAGAUGUGUAUCUUGUUGAAGGACUUAAGGCUAACCUGUUUAGCAUAAGUCAAUUAUGUGAUGCAGGUAUGACUGUAAAGUUCGACAAACAUCUUUGUGAAGUCUUUGAUGACACAAAUCAGUGUGUGAUGAUGGGAAAAAGGUCGUAUGACAAUUGCUACAAGUCCCAAGACGAAACGUUCUGCAAUGCAGUCAAACUCGAUGAUGUUGAGCUUUGGCAUCAACGACUGGGACAUGUCAACUUCAAGAAUCUUCAAAAGUUGAUCACAUGA